AUUACAGCCGUUUCUUCUUUCAGCGCCCGCGCUCGCUCACCCGAGCUCCCGCGCUUCCACCCCGCACUCUUUCCCCAGGCGGCGGCGACCGCGCCACCGUCCACCUCCGCCGCCGGAGCUCGCCGACGCCAUCCUCCCUCCUGCCGGUCCCCAUCUCUCCCUCUGUCGGCGCGCCUAUCCCUACCGCCUCGCACAGCCGCCCGCCGCCGCACCACCCCCACCAGCCGUCACUCCUCCGCGGUUCGCAGCCCGCCUCCCGAACCCCAUCUCUCCCCGCCACGCCUCCCCCGUCCGCCAUCUCUCCCCUGUCGCCUCCGCAGUCAGUUGCAGAACCCUCCCGAGCUUGUCCAGGCUUUAAUAUUUUCCUGGCUCCGGUACUGUACGUGAAGGAUGUUUGUUCUGAGCCAGAUCGAGCACAACCUGCCGAUGCCUCCGCACUUGCUGAAUCGCCCUCUCGUCGACGCCAUCAAGGCCGAACUCGAGAGGCUCUUCCUGGAUAAGGUGGUUGUAAAUCUCGGGCUCUGCGUGUCUGUCUAUGACAUCCUUGCCGUUGAAGGUGGAUUCAUCUUUCCAGGAGAGGGCUGCUCGACGUAUAAAGUUUCCUUUAGGUUAUUGAUGUUCAGGCCCUUUAUUGGGGAGGUUCUUGUUGGGAAGAUCAGCGGAUAUGAUGAGAAGGGUUUACAAGUUUCACUUGAUUUUUUCACCGAUAUAUGCAUCCCGGGACAUUUGAUGCAGUUUGGCACAGUGAGGGGGGAAGAUGGUAGGUGGGCAUUGAAGACUGAAGAUGGUGAUGAACUUCAUCUUGACAUUGAUGAUGAGAUACGAUUCUUGGCGUCUAGCAUAAAAUACCCACCUAUACCAGUUGAGCAAAAGGAGGAUGACAAGCCAUUUGCUCCAAUGCAGAUCAAUGGAAGUAUUAAAGGAGAUGGUCUUGGCCUUCUUGCUUGGUGGGCGGCAGAAGAGGGCGAGGAAGAGGAAGAGGGUGAAGAAGAGGGUGAGGGAGAUGGUGAGGGCGAGGAAGAGCAAGAGCAAUAGCAGCAAAGUUGUUUCUGGUAACUAUCUGUGUAACUAGAAGUUUAGACCAUAAGCUAGGUGGCAUGCUAGAAACUUGUAAUGGCUGUUAGGAAUUGAUGAUCUGCUGCUGCACAGUUUGUGGUAACACUGGCAAGCAAGCAAGCAAAGAAGAAGAAUGGCCAGAUUUGAAGUGGAAAACAUAGGGCACUGUGAGACAUCUCAUCCUAGUUGAACUUGCAACAAUUGAUGGCUAUUUCCCAGUUGAUAAUAAUGACCACCAAGAACUAUUU
Messenger RNA from Triticum dicoccoides, 1304 nucleotides. RefSeq names its product DNA-directed RNA polymerase III subunit RPC8-like. Lineage: Eukaryota; Viridiplantae; Streptophyta; Magnoliopsida; Poales; Poaceae. Gene Ontology annotation, biological process: transcription initiation at RNA polymerase III promoter; DNA-templated transcription. Gene Ontology annotation, cellular component: RNA polymerase III complex. The record is from RefSeq and is a predicted model, not a curated record. The coding region runs from base 391 to 1035 and encodes 214 amino acids. The transcript has 8 exons.